UUUCAUUUAGACUUUUUUUUUCUUCAUAUGGAUAAAGGAGAAAGUGUCUAUCAACAACUUCCGGGCAGUACAAGCUGUAAGCUUGGUUCUAAAGGAGUGAAAGAAUUUGUCAAAGACUUUAUAAAACCAACUUCUGACGCAGACAAAGUUUUGCGAGAAAUGAAGCCAAUUUAUAUCGACAGAGCGCAUACAUUUGUUAAAGAAGAAGAUAAAAAAGCCGAAAAGAAAAAGCAGAGAAAUAAAAAAGAACGCAAAUUGACAGCAAGAGAAAAACGACGACUCAAGGUCUAUGAUAUCCCAAAAGAUGCGCAUCAAUAUCGUUUGUUUGAACCGCUUGCCAAGUUAUGGCAAGGAUAUAUGAGCAAAUUGUUGACACAGGGCCAAGCUAACUUUGAACAAAAACUGAUCCGAGCAGAUUUUCAUGGAGCCAUUUUGACAGUUGUCCAAAGUGCAAAUCCAACUUAUGUAGGCGUCACAGGCAUCGUUAUUCAAGAAACAUUAUCUGUAUUCAAUAUGAUAACAAAACAAGAUAAAUUAAAGCAAAUACCCAAGAACAGCAGUUAUUUUAGUGUACAUAUUGAAGAAACAAACAAGGAUUAUACGAUUUAUGGUCCUCAGUUUGUUGCUCGUCCUGCAGAAAGAGCGGCAAAAAAAUUCAAACCAAAACCCUCCAUUGAUUUGUAGUUUAAUAAA
Gilbertella persicaria is the source of this 693-nucleotide messenger RNA. RefSeq names its product Rof/RNase P-like protein. The record is from RefSeq and is a predicted model, not a curated record. Lineage: Eukaryota; Fungi; Mucoromycota; Mucoromycetes; Mucorales; Choanephoraceae. Gene Ontology annotation, cellular component: ribonuclease MRP complex; ribonuclease P complex. The transcript has 5 exons. Gene Ontology annotation, molecular function: ribonuclease P RNA binding. The coding region runs from base 28 to 684 and encodes 218 amino acids. Gene Ontology annotation, biological process: rRNA processing; tRNA 5'-leader removal.